CCAAAAAUCACUUAGACAACAGAAGCACCCACCUGCUUCCCUUCUUAAAACUGAUUUUCGAGAAAUAUUAAAAAAAUGGGUCGUCGACGAGGCUAUGACCAUUCACAAGACCAGGACUCAAGUGGCCGUUCCAGAGCCAGGCCCACUCGCUCCGACUCGAUCUAUAUAGAUGGGGCACGCAAGGGCCGCCGGUUUGGCAGAGCCAACUCCUCCUGGGACGUCCCACCCGAGGGCUAUUCCCACCUGACCCCCCUGCAGUACAAGUCCAUGCAGGCCAGCGGCCAGAUAGCCUCACGCAUCCUGCCGGACCAGCAGCCCACGGCGGAGUCGGCCGCUAUUGCGAUGGUCACCCGCCAGGCGCGGCGGCUCUAUGUGGGCAACAUCCCCUUCGGCGUCACGGAAGAGGAGAUGAUGGACUUCUUCAACCAGCAGCUGGCAGCACUGGACAGCAGCUCCCUCAAGACGGACGGCAAGGCGGUGCUCACCUGCCAGACCAACCUGGAGAAGAACUUUGCGUUCCUGGAGUUCCGGUCCAUGGAUGAGGCCACCCAGGCCGUCAACUUCGACGGAGUCUCCUUCCGGGGCCAGACCCUGAAAAUCCGGAGACCCCACGACUACCACCCAGUGUCCAGCAUCAGCAGCUCCGAGAUGGCCUUCGCCACCACCACGAUAGCCUCGCCCUCGAUCAUGGUAAGCUCGACGAACCACGUGAUCGCCACCCUAGUGCCGGACUCGCCAAACAAGAUCUACAUCGGGGGGCUGCCGACGUGCCUCCUCGAGGAGCAGAUCAAGGAGCUGCUGCUUUCCUUCGGGCAGCUGAAGGGCUUCAACCUGGUCAAGGACUCCAACACUAGUCUGAGCAAAGGCUUCGCCUUCUUUGAGUACGUGGACCCCGAGGUGUCUGAUCAGGCCAUCGCCGGGCUCAACGGCAUGCAGCUGGGAGAUCGAAAGCUGGUGGUCCAGCGCUCCAUCGCCGGCGGCAGGAACUCGAUGGGCGUAACAUCUGCGGUCCUGCAGGUGCCCGGGCUAACCGCCAUCCCCAGCGCGUACUCGGCCACCGAGGUGCUGUGCCUGAUGAACAUGGUUCUGCCCGAGGAGCUGCUGGAUGACGAGGAGUACGAAGACAUCCGCAUGGACAUCCUGCUGGAGUGCGCCAAGUACGGGGACGUGCGCAGCCUCAAGAUCCCCCGGCCCAUUCCCAAAGAAGACACUCCAAAAUCGGGCUGUGGCAAGGUGUAUGUGCAGUUCGAGUCCGUGGACGACUGUCAGAAGGCCAUGCGGGCCCUGAGCGGGCGCAAGUUUAGUGGUCGCAUUGUGAUGACCUCCUUCUUUGACCCCGAGAAGUACCUGGCUGACGAUUUCAAAUAAUAAAUGGAGGAAUUUUA
Molecule: messenger RNA, 1385 nt
Organism: Drosophila bipectinata
Lineage: Eukaryota; Metazoa; Arthropoda; Insecta; Diptera; Drosophilidae
Gene: LS2
Product: Large Subunit 2
Biological process (GO): mRNA processing
Cellular component (GO): U2-type prespliceosome; commitment complex; U2AF complex
Molecular function (GO): pre-mRNA 3'-splice site binding; poly-pyrimidine tract binding
Source: RefSeq, a predicted model, not a curated record